GCAAUGUCUGUACUCGGAGAGGCAAGAAAAGAUGUUAUGAAUGCUGAAGCCUAAAGUGAGCCGAAGACUACUUAACAAGCAGCCAUAUCAUGUGGAACGGAAACAUCCAAGAACAUCUUCAGUUCCAUUCCAAUCCGUCUUCGAGUCGAGUCGUCGUCAAGAACUCGAUACUCACGGAUUACCCUAACCCUGAAUCUCGAAAACAGCCCUACCACUGGAAGACACCCCGCAUUACGAUAAGAUAAGACUCGGCAGCAAGAUGGCGUCCCAACCAGAACUCACGUCGACCACAGCGGCGACCGACAACCAGAAUGUCGACCUCAGCAACACCACCGCCCAGCUCAACAACCUUGCGAUCGAAGAGGAAGACGACGACGACGACCUCCAAGAUGUCUUUGAAUCCGACGAUGACCUCGACUACGAAGAUGGCGGCACCGACCUGACCAAGUCGUACAACCGCCAACAACAUGGCGCCGGUGCUACCAACUCUCAGCAGUCCCAAGCUCAGGCCCAGCAACAAAAACCCACAGCCAACACGUCGGCCCGCGUCGACGACCAGAUCGCCGCCCUCUCCAAGUUCGCCGGAAAGAUCCGCAUCGACGCCUUCGACAAUGCCUCCGGUCCCGCCGAGCGCAGCAAAGACAAGUCCGAUCGCGCCACCUCCGAACUCGUCCUCGACCAGCGCACGCGCAUGAUCCUGCUGCAGAUGAUCAACCAGGGCUUUGUCUCCGAGAUUCACGGCGCCAUCAGCACGGGCAAGGAAGCCAACGUCUACGGUGCCAUACUCCACCCCGAGGAUGGCUCGGCCCCCAUACACAAGGCCAUCAAGAUCUACAAGACGGCCAUUCUGGUGUUCAAGGAUCGCGAGAAGUACAUUACUGGUGAACACCGCUUCAAGAGCGGCAGUGAAAAGGGAAACAACAGGAAGAUGGUCAAGCUCUGGGCCGAAAAGGAAUUCAGAAACCUGCGCCGUUUGUACACAGCCGGCAUCCCCUGCCCGGAGCCCAUCAAGCUCAAGCUGCACGUGCUCGUCAUGAGCUUCUUGGGAGAUCGCAAGGGCUGGGCCUACCCCCGUUUGCGCGACGCUCCCAUCUCGGGCGACGACGCCGAUGAACAAUGGCGCGACCUCUACAUCCAACUCCUCGGCCUCAUGCGCAAGCUGUACCAAGUCUGCCGCCUCGUCCACGCCGAUCUGUCGGAAUACAACAUCCUCUACAACAACAAGAAGCUCUACAUCAUUGAUGUUUCCCAAUCCGUCGAGCACGACCAUCCCCACUCGCUCGAGUUCCUGCGUAUGGAUAUCAAGAACGUCGGCGAUUUCUUCAGGAGGAAGGGUGUCGACACGCUCUCAGACCGCACGAUUUUCGAUUUCAUCGUCAACCCCAAGGGACCGGCCGAGGAACCCGGUAUGAAGGAGACGGUCGAACAGCUGUACCAGACGAGGGUGGAGGUGGAGGAUACCGCGGAGGCCAGGGCCGAGCAGGAGGUCGACAAUGAGGUUUUCAGAAACCAGUACAUCCCCAAGACGCUGAACGAGGUUUACGAUAUCGAGAAGGAUGUCGCCAAGGUAAACGAGGGUCAAGGAGAGGAUUUGGUAUACAAGAACCUGUUGGCGGAUCAAGUGGUGCACAAGACGGCGGAGGAUCAGGAAGAGGAGGAGUCUGAUGAGGAGGAGGAGGGCAGUGGUGACGAAGAGGAGGGUAGUGAUGACGAGGAUGACGAGAGCCGAUUCGAAAAGGGAACACCAAGAGGCAAGAGGUUCAUCGACAAGGACGAAAAGAAGCAGCACAAGGCGGCGGUUAAGGAGGCCAAGAGGGAGAAGAGGAAAGAGAAGAUACCCAAGGCGAUGAAGAAGAAGUUGGUGAACAGCACGUCGAGGAGGAAGCACUAAGCUGUGGUCGUCUACAAGUAUCAGCUUUUCUUGGUUUCUUUCUCUUGUCUUGUUUGCUAAUGGGCUCGGGUAUGGCUUCUAUGGCGCUAAAAGAAUAAUGGAUCAUGUCAUCUUCCAGCCUGCGUAUCCUGCUUUGAUGCGUUUGGCGUUUCUCUCUCAUACCUCACCCCAUCCCGUUUGAUCUGGCUACACUUUUGGCCAUCAUCCCUUGCGACACAGACGCAGCAAGUAAAGCAACCGGAUGAUGAAAGCAGUAAAGCCUGCCUGAGAUUGUCGUCUCCUCAAACGAGCUUGUAAUGGUUUUGCCUGUUUUCAGGGCGAAGCCUCCUGCUUUCGAGUAGAGACACUUUCUCAGAAGGCAGGUCUGAGUCGCUGGCGAGCCACCUAAAGAGUGGUCAAGCCGGGCUAUGACGACCAAAGAGAGCACUGACGGUCUGCUCCCAUACUGGGCGCCUAUUAAUCCCAUGGAGAUUCCAGUAGUCUCCUG
Molecule: messenger RNA, 2378 nt
Organism: Neurospora crassa OR74A
Lineage: Eukaryota; Fungi; Ascomycota; Sordariomycetes; Sordariales; Sordariaceae
Gene: stk-52
Product: serine/threonine-protein kinase RIO1
Exons: 2
Coding region: 260-1891 (543 amino acids)
Biological process (GO): protein phosphorylation; maturation of SSU-rRNA
Cellular component (GO): cytosol; preribosome, small subunit precursor
Molecular function (GO): protein serine/threonine kinase activity; ATP binding
Source: RefSeq, a predicted model, not a curated record